Messenger RNA from Sciurus carolinensis (gray squirrel), 5242 nucleotides. RefSeq names its product poly(A) polymerase gamma (gene Papolg). The coding region runs from base 215 to 2437 and encodes 740 amino acids. The record is from RefSeq and is a predicted model, not a curated record. The transcript is spliced from 22 exons. Gene Ontology annotation, cellular component: nucleus. NCBI's taxonomy places the organism in Eukaryota, Metazoa, Chordata, Mammalia, Rodentia, Sciuridae. Gene Ontology annotation, molecular function: poly(A) RNA polymerase activity; RNA binding.
CAUAUUGGCGUCGUCCGCGCUGUAUUGUCAUAAAUAGAGCCGGUUUUGUGGUGUUUUCACUACUCGUUUGGAUGCCUCGGCUAUAGUAAGUGGGAAAGUGAGAGAGCAAGCGAGCUGCAAGUGACUGGAGGAAAGUGGAUACAGGAAGAAAGGAGGAACGAGAACAGGACUCCACAGCGAAAGACACUCGCUGAAGAGGGAGACGCAGGAAGCGAUGAAAGAGAUGUCUGCAAACACCAUGCUGGACAGCCAGCGUCAACAAAAGCAUUAUGGAAUUACUUCUCCAAUUAGUUUGGCAUGUCCUAAAGAAAUUGAUCAUAUUUACACGCAAAAAUUAAUCGAUGCCAUGAAACCAUUUGGAGUAUUUGAAGAUGAGGAAGAAUUGAACCACAGGUUGGUUGUUCUUGGUAAAUUGAAUAAUUUAGUAAAAGAAUGGAUUUCUGAUGUCAGUGAGAGUAAGAAUCUCCCACCUUCUGUUGUGGCUACUGUUGGAGGUAAAAUUUUCACAUUUGGAUCCUAUAGGCUUGGAGUACACACCAAAGGAGCUGACAUUGAUGCACUUUGUGUAGCUCCCAGACACGUGGAAAGAUCUGAUUUUUUUCAGUCUUUUUUUGAAAAAUUGAAACAUCAAGAUGGAAUUAGAAACUUAAGAGCUGUAGAAGAUGCUUUUGUACCUGUUAUAAAAUUUGAAUUUGAUGGUAUUGAAAUUGAUCUAGUCUUUGCAAGACUGGCAAUACAAACCAUAUCAGAUAAUUUAGAUCUAAGAGACGACUCUCGCCUGAGAAGCCUUGAUAUAAGGUGUAUUCGCAGCUUAAAUGGAUGUAGAGUUACUGAUGAAAUUUUGCAUUUAGUGCCAAAUAAAGAAACUUUUAGACUCACCCUAAGAGCAGUCAAAUUAUGGGCAAAACGACGUGGUAUUUAUUCCAACAUGCUGGGAUUUCUUGGUGGUGUCUCCUGGGCAAUGCUAGUUGCAAGAACUUGCCAAUUAUAUCCAAAUGCUGCAGCUUCUACCUUAGUUCAUAAGUUUUUUUUAGUUUUUUCCAAGUGGGAAUGGCCAAAUCCUGUGCUGUUGAAGCAACCAGAAGAAAGCAAUUUGAAUUUACCUGUCUGGGAUCCUCGGGUAAAUCCAUCAGAUAGGUAUCAUCUCAUGCCCAUAAUCACCCCUGCCUACCCACAACAGAAUUCUACGUAUAAUGUGUCCACAUCAACUCGAACAGUAAUGGUAGAAGAAUUUAAACAAGGUCUUGCAGUUACAGAUGAAAUUCUUCAAGGAAAAUCAGAUUGGUCCAAAUUACUUGAACCACCAAAUUUCUUUCAAAAGUAUAGACAUUAUAUAGUAUUAACUGCCAGUGCAUCAACAGAAGAAAACCAUCUAGAGUGGGUUGGAUUAGUAGAAUCUAAAAUUCGUGUUCUUGUUGGAAACUUGGAACGGAAUGAAUUUAUUACUCUUGCCCAUGUGAAUCCCCAGUCAUUCCCAGGAAAUAAAGAACAUCAUAAAGACAACAAUUACGUAUCAAUGUGGUUCCUCGGGAUAAUUUUUCGGAGAGUAGAAAAUGCAGAAAGUGUUAACAUAGACUUGACAUAUGAUAUACAGUCAUUUACUGAUACAGUGUACAGACAGGCAAACAAUAUAAAUAUGCUAAAGGAGGGAAUGAAAAUUGAAGCAACUCAUGUAAAGAAAAAACAACUUCAUCACUAUCUUCCAGCAGAGAUUCUUCAAAAGAAGAAAAAGCAAAGCCUCUCUGAUGUCAGUCGGUGUUCAGGUGGACUUCAGUCCAAAAGAUCAUCUCUGGAUAGUAGUUGUCUGGAUAGUUCCAGAGACACUGAUAAUGGAACACCUUUUAAUUCCCCAGUGUCUACAAACAAAACUUCCAAACCUGAAAGUCCUGCAGGAGAAGCAGAAAGAAAUAGUGCUGAACCUGCUGCUGUAAUUAUGGAAAAACCACUGAGUGUCCCACCAGCUCAAGGAUUGUCUAUUCCAGUCAUCGGUGCAAAGGUUGACUCUACAGUGAAGGCUGUAUCACCCCCAGCUGUGUGCACUAUUCCUACUGUAGUAGGGCGAAAUGUUAUUCCUAGAAUCACAACACCCCACAACCCUGCCCAGGGACAACCGCAUCUAAAUGGAUUGUCAAAUAUAUCCAAGAAUGUUACACCCAAAAGAUCUCAUUCCCCAUCUGUAGAUGGGACUUCUAAAAGGUUGAAAGACAUAGAGAAGUUUAUUCGACUUGAAUCAGCAUUUAAGGACUCCCAUGCUGCUGAAGAGAGAAAAAGAAAAUCAGUGGAUGCCAUUGGAGGAGAAUCUAUGCCUAUUCCAACUAUUGAUACGUCACGCAAAAAGAGACUACCAAGUAAAGAACUACCAGAUUCAUCAUCUCCAGUUCCAGCAAAUAACAUCCGUGUCAUCAAAAAUUCCAUUCGACUGACCCUUAAUCGGUAAAAGCUGUGCCUCCUCACUUAAGUGAGCAUGCAAUCACAUAGUGGCAUAGAUGCAGCCACUCUUUUCAAAAUAGAAGUGGCUGUCAUACGUAAAAUAGUUGAAAGUUACAGUCAUCAGCCUAACAACCUUGAAGUGGUUUUUGAACUCUCACACUGACCUGCAGAUGCUGUAGCAUUCUCUCACUGAUUGCUACAUACACUCCUCUGAGGAUCACCUGCUAUCAAAUUGUCAUCUACAGUAUUAUGGCUUCGCAUUUGGAGGUUUUACUGCCUUAACUUUUAAUGUUUGUUUCUCUUGUUAUGGGAACCAGUUCUUGGCCACUUGGACACUGAUAAUACAAGUGCUGAACACUUUCUUUUUCCUUUUUUUUUUUUUAAAGUCUUAUGUUUUAAUCAUUGUAUAGAACUGAAAAAGUUGAAAAAAAAUUUUGUUUUGUAAUUUUCCAAAUGUUAAUGCAUUUAUUUUAGUAUUGAAGCCAGUUUGUGAAACCUGAGAUGAAUGAAUGUGAGAUCUUUUCUGCUUCCUUCAUUUGUGUAGAUGUAUUGUCUGUUCUGUUGAUUUAAAUUAUUUUUUUCCAGAUGGCACAUGGAAUAUUUAAACUUUUAUUUUUUGUGUGUGCCUUUCUGUCCUAAUGUUGCAUAGUUACCAGGGAGGAUUAGUCCAGUGAUUACAUAAGAGUUGGGCACCAUAAAUUCUCUGUAUUUUGCCUCCCAUGGAGGCCUUUGAAUGCAUCUUUAUUAAAAAUCAAAAUAUAACCAGGAUACUGAAAGUCAGUAUAUGAAUGGUGAAAUUGUUACAUAUCCUACUAUCUCAUGCCAUUCUUGUUAGUUGACCAGUAUUUUUUACUAAGGAUCAACUCAUUUCACCAUCAACAAGAUACCUUCACAUAUGGCAAACUUGUAUUUUUGAAGUGUAAAAUUAACUCAGCAUGAUAAUCCCUUGACCAUAAUUUACCCCACAACUUCAAAGUUUCUUCAUGGACUAGGCAUGCAGAAAUAAGCAGUGGAUUUUAUUGAACUCUAAAGGCAUUUUUGAAUGACAUUGUUAACAACCAUUUAAUUGGCUCAGGACCUUUGUAAUUUUUAUUUAACUAUAUGAGUUGUCUUUUUUUACACUGCUUUUUUCAAUGCACUUCUUAAUAUUUUUAAGUUUCAUGAAUGCAUGCUCAGUUUAUUAAAAUCCAUAACCAUGUAAUUCUUGUAAUAUGUUGAUUCAGUGUUUUGUAAAUGAAGUCGUAUGUAUUUUCAGAGUAUUUUUGUAUGUACUGUAAGAUACCAUCUUUUCAAAGAGAAACCUUUAAAACCUUUACUGUCUCUCUUUAGUCUAAUUUUUUAAAUAUGAAUUAUGCUUGAAUUAUUAUAUUUAAAAUGAAAAUGUAUAGAUUGCACAGCCAGGAAUGCCAGUGUAUGUUACAGUUCUUCAGCUUUCACUCCACAUUCAGUGGGCUAGUAGGAAAAACAGAAUGGUACAUUGAAUAGUGAAGAAGUAUACCUGGUUGUAUAUUUUAUAGGAUUCAUGGGAUGCCAUCUAGUCAGUGGAGAAAUAGCAGUCCAUUUUCACUUGCAAGCCCUUUAUUUUGAGUUUAAAUUCUUGAAUUCAGAUUGUCAGAGAGCAGUAUCUUCCAUCUCCCACUCCUGUUCCCCAACCCCUAGGUCUCUGAAAUACAAAUUCUAGUGUUUAGCUUGUACAAAGAAAAAUGUGGCAAACUUCUUAGAAGGAAAAAAUAAUUGUUCCAUUAUUAACUUUUUACCUAGCAGCAAAAGAUGAGAAUGAAAUCCCAUAACCAAGGUGUAGCUUCCAUGGCAAAGUCAUUCUCUUAACUGACCCUUUUCCUGUAUUCAAAUAUUUUGGAUUUGUUUUACAAUACUCGUAUUUGAGCAAAAGUGAAUGAUUAUGAAAGAAUUGAAUAACUGUCACUUGACUUCAAACUUUGAAAAUUCUUUGGUAAGGGAUUUAAUUAAAUUUUAUAUACUUGAAGUGUCUGUGUGUUUCUGUAUUUCCCCUCCCCUGCUUUUAAAUCAGCCUUUAACAUUUCUUUAAGAAUUCCUUAUAUAUCCAUGUUUACCCUGUUAUAGAAACAUUCUUUGUAGUGGCCAGUGGAGUUUUUCUUUAACAAGAAACAACAAAUCUGACCCAAUGUCAUAAUAUAGUCAUUUCUCUUAGAUUAAAGAUUCAUUCAGCAUGAUGUUAAGCUAUGGUCAAUGGUUGAAUGUUAGAAUCCUCAAGUAUAGCAUUCUUCAACUUGUUGGGUAAUGGAGGCUAAUUAGAUGCUUUUGAGAUGGUGGGUUUGCUCAGAAGUGAAGUGUUUCUCAUCCUAACAAGUAGGAAGAACUCAGUACAUUUCAUGACCAUGGUAGAAGCCUCGAUUGUACUGGUUCCAGGGUAGUAAAAGGAGACAGUGUGAUCUGGGAUUGUACAUUAUGUUCAGGGGCACUACAUGUAUCCAUUUUCAAGUGAAACUACACCUAGAAAUACAUUUCAUAAAGUCACAUAACCUGUUCUUCAGUAUAUAGACACAUGUUCAUUUUCAUGCAGUAUUAGAUUUUAAUCAUUUUUCAGUGACUAGCUCUGGAGAGUAGUAUAUAUCAAAGGAAAAUAGAUAAUGCUUAAACCUUAGGAACUUAAUUUGAGGUAGAAAGUAACUGGCUUAAAACCUUGUAAAAUUCGGGCAAGAGAAUGAAUUUUCAAAGUUUAUUGGUGCUUAAAAUAAGAUGAACUUUAUCUUAAGGCAGUGUUAAGUGCUUAUUUUAUACUGUAGUAGAAAAUUAAAAAAAAAAAAAUAGGCUAAACUUAUUUUCCACUAUU